GUGAGGGGGGGCAAUACAGCAUCAUCAAAACACUGAAACACACACCUCCAUCCAAACAGCUAAGCUCCCAACCGGAAUAAACAAAAACACAAAGUGAAGAUAAGCGAAGGAGGGGAACAUUGCGCGCUCGAGAGCUUUUCAUUUUCAAUUGUUUUUACAUUUAUUUUUUUUAUCAUUAUUAUUUUUUUUUUCGCCUCCACCCGGAGCAGGUUUGGGUGUUUUUUUUUUUUUUUUUUACCUCCGUGUCGACUACCCGGUGGUUCUCCACACACACACACACCUACCUUGUGCCUUUGGAAAAAAACACACAGUCACACAGCGGGGAAGGAGACGGGGAUCAUCUGAGAGGCGGCUGUCCAGAGAGGAGGUGGAGGACAAUGGAGGGGAUGCAGGCAUACGGAGCCGGGAAAGCCGGGGGAGCCUUCGACCCGGUCACCUUCCUCCAGCAGCCUCAGACCGUGCUCCGCAUCGUGUCUUGGCUCUUCUCCAUCGUGAUCUUCGGAUGCAUCGCCAAUGAGGGCUACAUCAACCGGCCCGACGAGGUGGAGGAGUUCUGCAUCUUCAACCGCAACCAGAACGCCUGCAACUACGGCGUGUUCAUGGGCUCCAUGGCCUUCCUCUGCUGCGUCGCCUUCCUGGCUCUGGACGUCUACUUUCCUCAGAUCAGCAGCGUGAAAGACCGGAAGAAGGCAGUGCUGGCUGACAUCGGAAUCUCAGCGUUUUGGUCUUUCAUGUGGUUUGUGGGUUUUUGCUUCUUGGCCAAUCAGUGGCAGGUGACCAAGCAAGAGGACAACCCCUUGAGAGAGGGAGGCGACGCUGCUCGGGCGGCCAUCACCUUCUCCUUUUUCUCAAUCUUCACCUGGGCGGGCCAGUCGUUCCUCGCCUUCCAGAGAUACAAGCUGGGGGCCGACUCCGCCCUCUUCUCCCACGAAUACACCGACCCCAGCCAGGAUGCAGCCGGAGCGCCCUACACGUCCUUCGGAGGGGACGACUUGGAGAGCCCAGGCGGCGGAGGCGGCCAGGCCAACAGCGACGGGGCCUUCGACGGCUCCGGGGGCUACCAGCGCCAAGACUACUGAGACGUCGAGGUUCGGAUGCGCUUUGGGAUUGAGAUGUUGUUGCCCAAACAAACAAAGCAAACAAAAAAAAAUCUAAUUUGAAUGAAUAUUUUUUUUGUUUUCUGUCACUGAAAACCACUGCCUCAUCCCAACCCUAGUUACGGGUCUCUAAUAAUUGGAGUUCAUGCAGUUCUGAUGGGCUGUUUUAAACCGCCGUUUGACACGACGGCUGAAAGUUGACAUGGUAACUCAGACUUGCGGGUUAUGAUCUGUAACAAACUGUCUCACACAAUUAAUAGUGUGAGAGGAUCAUAUUCUCUACGUUGGUAGAAAAUUUGUGGAGAUUUAUAGAAAAUUUCUACCAAUGGCAGAAAGUAUGACACACCAAUCAGAGGAACAGUUUGUACCAAUUAUUACUUUUUCUGACUUUCUUGUGUUGCUUGAAGCUCUCUCCGUGUUUGGAUUUAUCUCUUGAAUAUGUUAACAGGUAUUAGCGCCCCUGAUCAAGAUGCUUUAAAAAGCCUUAAAAUAAAUGAUCAUUAACUCCAACAUGCAAUUGUUUUUGUUGCAUUCCUCUAUUGGCAACCCUAGAGGACUGUUUCUUACCUAAUUAACAGGGUUCACAACCCUGUUAAUUACUUGUUUGCAAAUAGUGGCGAGGUAAUGAAAGUGAGAGAAAAGAGAAGCAGAAAUUAUUAGACUAACUCCUCAGCAUUGAUGUGUGACCGUGAAACUAUGAAAAAUUUACAUUUCUUCAGCUUCACCGCAGUAUACUUUACAUUUAAAGGUCUUAGCUUUUUUGCUUAUAUUAUUAUGACUGAUACGAUUAUUUAGAACUAGUAUUUUAGAAGCAACAGUGUCAUUUUACAAUUUUUUCUCAGCUCUUUAAUGAAUUAAACUACAGACAACAACAAAAAACAAAUUGUGAAAAACAAACUGAGAAUUGGAGUGGCUCUUGGGGGACCCCUGCUGGCUGGAGACCCUAAGCAACAAUGCCACUUCCUGAAACAGGAAGUAGUGUAUUCCUAACUUAAAGUUCCCUUGGGUGUUAUCACCAACUGAAGAAAUUAAGUAUAACAUGACCAAAGGAAAGGGUUGGGUCCAAAUAAGGGUGGUCCUGGUAAUUUUGUACAUAUAUAAAAAGAAUUGAAGGAAUUAAAAUUUUUCCUCUAAAUAGCUAUACCCAUAAAAAGCAACCUCCCUUCCUUCCCUCCCCCUUCAUUUUGUACUUUAAAAAAAUAUGUAUUUAUUUCAGGGCUUUUUAACAUUUUUUACCAGGGGUUCCCAUGGAUGAGACGGUCCUGCGGUCGUGGUUUACACUUUGAACAGGCAUGGGAAAAUUUUUCGAAAUACAAGAGCUAAUUGGAUAAAAAUGGUUUGGAAAUGGAGGGAACUAUAAGGAGAUUGUGUGGUCAUGGGGAAAUCAUCACCUUUUGGCGAAAUCAAUACUUCUGAUCACAUUGUUUUCCUCUCGGUCAGCUCAGUAACACAAAUCAGUCAUCUAUGAAAACUCCCACAUCCAGAGCGGGUAAUAAGUUAAGAGUGGAUUGAUUUUUAAUGAGAUACACGGUUUAACACAGGAUAAAGCAUAUCUGGUAUCUCAUAACAGUGUAUUUAUGUGUGUGUAUGCGUGUGUAUUGCAAUGUUUUGUUUCCUUGAUACUUGUAUGUGAGACAGAUUUUUUUUUCUGUUUUUUUUUUUUUUUUUUUUUUUUAAUUGUUGCCUCAGUGCUGACUGCCAAGCAAAAUGCAACCAUCAUAGGCGACACACGUGUACGCCAGACGUCCCAAUCACACACUUUUCUCUCCUGACCUUUUUCCACCAAAGUUCAUCUCGUCAAGUUUUCUGCGGCUUUGGUCUCAGAGGGCACAAAAACGGGAGAACGAAAACCGAGCUUUAGUUGAAACAAUGCUGCGUCAUCCGUGCCGCGGGUGUCGACGCUAUCAAAAGAACUCUUCGUCUCGACUUUAUUUCGACAACAGGAUUCAGCCGUGAGCCUCCUGAGUGUUUAUGAACACACAUUUCUCUGUUCUCUUCUACAGUAAUGUACACCUAUCUCUCUCUAUAAAUAUAUACAUAUGUGUAAAGAGAUAAUUCAGUGGUCGACAGAGAGAUUCUGCUUUAUUUUAGGGCAUUACGCUAGUUAUUUAUAA
This is a messenger RNA of Poeciliopsis prolifica (blackstripe livebearer), 3211 nucleotides long. RefSeq names its product synaptogyrin-1-like. Bases 378 to 1079 code for a protein of 233 amino acids. Gene Ontology annotation, cellular component: synaptic vesicle membrane; neuromuscular junction. The record is from RefSeq and is a predicted model, not a curated record. The transcript has 4 exons. NCBI's taxonomy places the organism in Eukaryota, Metazoa, Chordata, Actinopteri, Cyprinodontiformes, Poeciliidae.